Aaosphaeria arxii CBS 175.79 is the source of this 1827-nucleotide messenger RNA. Its product is annotated as ADP,ATP carrier protein. Gene Ontology annotation, biological process: transmembrane transport. The transcript is spliced from 3 exons. NCBI's taxonomy places the organism in Eukaryota, Fungi, Ascomycota, Dothideomycetes, Pleosporales. The record is from RefSeq and is a predicted model, not a curated record. The coding region runs from base 490 to 1533 and encodes 347 amino acids.
CACCCACUCACCCACACUCUCACUCACUUACCUCAACUCACUCUUACACGCCCGGCCUGCCUUUACUGCCUUUACUUUUAGGGCCCUUCCUCUUCCCCGGUUCGCGGUAUCUGCAAACUUUCACUCUCUCUCCAAUUCCUCAAAACCUCUUCCGCGCGCCGCACGCUCACCUUCGAGGCACUCUCCACUCCUUCAUACCGCCUCGUCCUUUAUCUCCCUCCGUUCCCUUGGAUGGCCGACGCAACCCUCUCUUACUCAGACUCAGCUCUCCCUUCCUCCUCCGCUGUCGCCGCCGCAAUCGCCGCCUUCUACGUCCCAUCGACGAAACGUUUUGACUCACAAUUCAUUCACUGCUGCAACGACCGAUGAUCUCGCUAUUACGUCCCGCGCUUUUCUCCCACAUCCCGUAGACGCGGAUCUUCUUUGACUGCAGCUUGCGACCCAUUCGCUGCUUUCUAUCUGCUCCGUUCUUGACGCACGCAACCCCCGAUGACCACAUCCAAAACCGAAGAGAAACAAAUUGCGAUACCUACUUUCGUCAUGGAGCCAAAACCAGGUGCCACUCCCGCUAUGUUGCAACCCCCGCAAGACUCCCGACUCGAGCGCAUCCAAGAGUUCCUCGCCCAGCCCGUGAUCGCGUCCUUCAUCGCUGGCGGUGUCGCUGGAGCGGUGUCGCGGACCGUAGUCUCGCCAUUGGAGCGACUGAAGAUCCUUUUCCAGGUGCAGAGCGCUGGUCGGAACGAAUAUAAGAUGUCCGUUCACAAAGCAUUGGCUAAGAUGUGGCGCGAUGAAGGUUGGCGAGGCUUCAUGGCGGGCAAUGGCACCAAUUGCAUUCGCAUAGUUCCAUACUCGGCCGUUCAGUUCUCGGCCUAUAAUGUUUACAAGCAGUUUUUCGAAGAUACCCCCGGUGCUCAAUUAGGUCCUUACCAGCGUCUGUUUUGCGGAGGCAUCGCCGGAAUAACAUCGGUCACAUUCACAUAUCCUCUUGACAUCGUGCGAACACGGUUAUCGAUUCAGUCAGCAUCUUUCGAGACAUUAAAGAAGACUGAAGGCCAGAAACUGCCGGGAAUGUGGGGUGUGCUCACCAGCAUGUACAAGAACGAGGGAGGCUUCCGCGCCCUGUACCGCGGCAUCAUACCGACCGUAGCAGGCGUCGCGCCGUACGUGGGAUUGAACUUCAUGGUCUACGAGAUCGCGCGGAACCAGUUCACACCCGAAGGCCAGGCCGACCCGUCCGCCCUCGGCAAGCUGGGUGCUGGAGCCGUCUCAGGAGCCGUGGCACAGACGUGCACAUAUCCGUUCGAUGUUCUGCGGCGGCGAUUCCAGGUCAACACCAUGACCGGCAUGGGAUACCAGUACAAGGGGAUCUUCGACGCGAUCCGGAUGAUCGUCAAGACGGAGGGUUUGCGGGGAUUGUACAAGGGAAUCGUGCCAAACCUCCUCAAGGUCGCGCCGAGCAUGGCUAGUAGUUGGCUCAGCUUCGAGAUGACAAGAGACUUCGUCAUGGGCAAACGCCGGGAAAAUUUCUUGUAGAUCAUCACCCGAUCCCCGCGUUUCACGAUCGAAAGAGAGAGAGUGCGUGUGUGUGGCGUGACAGAUUCCCAUUCCAAGGGUUGAAAAAUACCUAGGUAGUCUAGUCAUGUUCAAAGCCAAAAAAGAAAGAAAGAGACCGACAUACGAAAACUAACAUAACAGCGUUUUCAACGAAACCACGAUCUGCGUAAAGAAUCGUUUCACCAAGAGAACCCACCACCCCAUUGUAAAAAAAUUAAAACCAUCCACGAAAUAGAAACCCAUCUUCCACACUGCUGGAGCACUUUUCUUCUU